Messenger RNA from Drosophila elegans, 4359 nucleotides. RefSeq names its product cyclin-G-associated kinase (gene aux). Gene Ontology annotation, cellular component: cytoplasm. The record is from RefSeq and is a predicted model, not a curated record. The transcript has 9 exons. Gene Ontology annotation, biological process: positive regulation of Notch signaling pathway; regulation of clathrin-dependent endocytosis; protein phosphorylation. Gene Ontology annotation, molecular function: protein serine/threonine kinase activity; AP-2 adaptor complex binding; ATP binding. Lineage: Eukaryota; Metazoa; Arthropoda; Insecta; Diptera; Drosophilidae. The coding region runs from base 128 to 3676 and encodes 1182 amino acids.
CACAUUGUUCUUUUUAUUUUUUGUGGCCACAGUGCAUCGAAAUGUUUUAGUUCUGUUUAGCGGGCGAGAUAACACAGUGAAACAGAUAGCGACAAAGAAAAACGCACUACCGUUGGCCACCAGCAAAAUGGGCGAGUUCUUCAAGUCGCUCAACUUCAACUACUUCUCCUCCAGCGAUGGCAGUCCAUCUGCCAACGGGGCUGCUGGUGGCGGCGGCGGAGGAGCAGCAGCAGGAGCUGGUGUCCUCGGUGGCAGAUUGGACAACGACUUUGUCGGCCAAGUCGUCGAAGUGGCUGGCCACAGGCUGCGCAUCAAGUGUGUCAUCGCCGAAGGCGGAUACGCCUUUGUGUACGUCGCCCAAGAUGUGCAAACUGGCAUCGAGUACGCCCUCAAGCGUCUAAUCGGUGCCGAUCAGCAGGCCUGCAACGCCAUCAUCAACGAGAUCGGCAUCCACAAGCAGGUCUCCGGCCACGGCAACAUUGUCGCCUUCGUGGGCUCCAGCUAUGCGGCGCCAACGCCCCAGCACGGCGCUCAGUACCUGCUCCUCACGGAACUUUGCAAAGGUGGCUCCCUGGUGGACUGUUUCAGGGCCAACAAUGCUGCCAUCGAUCCGCCGUUGGUGUUGCGCAUCUUCUACCAAAUGGCUCGGGCCGUAGCCUGUCUGCAUUCACAGUCGCCGCCGAUCGCCCAUCGAGACAUAAAGAUCGAAAACUUCCUCGUUGGCAACGACAAGCAGAUCAAGUUGUGCGACUUUGGAUCCGCCAGCAAGGAGGUGCUUGCACCGACGUUCGAGUGGAGUGCCAACCAGCGCAAUAUGCUGGAGGAUCAGCUAAACACCGUCACAACACCCAUGUACCGGGCCCCCGAGAUGCUCGACACUUGGUCCAACAACCCGAUCGGGCCAAAGGCGGAUGUUUGGGCUCUUAGCUGCAUCCUGUACUUCCUGUGCUACCGCAGACAUCCGUACGAGGAUGGCGGCAAGCUGCAGAUCAUCAACGCCAACUACAUUCUUCCGCCGGACCCGCAGUAUCAGUGCUUCCGCGACGUCAUCAGGGGAUGCUUCAAGGUGAAUCCCGCCGAGCGUAUGGACAUUGUCAUGGUGCUCGAACGCCUGGCAGCCAUUGCGGAGACACAUAAUUGGUCGCUCAAAGGGCCUCUUGACCUGCACGGAGUACCCAUCGACUCGUUUUCGGCUGAGAGCCCCGCUCGCAAGAACUCCGUGCAGUCGGAGUUUUACACCGAAUCGCAUAGUACCGCCCCAAACGCAGCGCCAUCGUCGGCCAGCGUUCCAUCCUCUAGCAAUGGACACGGAAGUCUGCUGUCAUCGCUGCGUGGCGGCGCUGGUACGCUGUUCAAGAACAUUAAGGACACGUCCACCAAAGUGAUGCAGACAAUGCAGCAAUCAAUCGCCCGCACCGAUCUCGACAUCAGCCACAUCACCUCGCGCAUCCUCGUUAUGCCCUGCCCCUCCGACGGCUUUGAGUCCGCUUACAAGACCAACAACAUCGAAGAUGUGCGGCUGUCUCUGGAGAGUCGUUUCGCCCCGCAGAAGAUCAGUAUUUACAACUUUGGGCAACGCACAGUGCCCCGACUGCCGCCACCAGUGCGCACGGUUGAGGCAGGCUCCGUUUACGGGUGUCCACAGGCCCAUGCUCCCAAUCUGCAGGGCCUGUUCACCGUGUCGGCCGACAUGUACAACUUCCUCAACGCCGACCCCAAAUCGAUUGUGAUCGUACAGACUGGGGACUCUGGCGGAUGCAGUGCCGCCACCGUCAUCUGUGCACUGCUCAUGUAUGCUGAUCUGCUGCAGGAGCCGGAGGAUGCGGUGCAGGUGUUCGCCGUCAAGCGGCACACCAUCAAUCUGCGACCCUCCGAGUUCCGCUACCUGUACUACUUCGGCGACAUCCUGCGGCCCACGCCCCUGCUGCCCCACUACAAGAACACCAAUCUCGUAUCGCUCAGCUGCCAGCCAGUGCCCCGGAUGACCAAGGCUCGCGACGGCUGUCGGAUCUACAUGGAGGUGUAUUGCAACGAGACCUUGUUGCUCAGCACACUGCAGGAUUACGAGAAGAUGCGCUUGCACCUGGCUGGGCCGGGUAAAAUAGUUCUGCCCAUCAACUUGACCGUCUGCGGCGAUGUCACGGUGGUUUUGUACCACGCCCGUAAGGGAAUGGUGCGACCCCAGGGCCUGAAGAUAUGUCAAUUCCAAGUGAACACGGGCUUCAUUCCAGAGCCCGAAACGCUGAUCACGUUCACCAGUCAGGAUCUCGACGAUCUGCCCGAUCCCGAGCAGGUGACGCCGGGCUUCUGCGUCUCGCUUUCGCUGACGGUGACCGACACGGAAACGCCUCCCAGCCACAAGCCGCCAUGGCUGCCGGCCAAACCCCCGCGAUCACCAGCAGCUCUGUUUAGUUCGGAUCUGGAAUUCGCCGAGAUGUUGGAUAACUUUGUGACCAAGCCCAGCCCGCCUGCUGUCCAUAACAGUGGGAAUAGGGAUCGCUCUCCCAGCUCUCCCCUCGUUCUGCCCGAUGUCACAGAGAUCGCCCAUGAACCUGCGACGGCAGUGGCAGAGCCUUCGCCGCCCAUCGACCUGCUCAAUCUGAACCAGCAGCACAGUGAUGCCCCGACGCCCACGGAUCCUCUGGCCAGUGCCAAGCCCAGCUCGGAUGCCAGUUUCGAUCUGCUGGGCGCCUUUGGUGACGAUGAUUCCUCGGGCAUUGGCUCAGCGCCGAUUCCGGACAUACUUCCAGCAGCUCCAUUGCUGCAGCAACAGCAGCAGCCGCCGCCAAAGGUCAACGCCGAUCUGUUCGACAUCUUUGGCUCUGUGGAGCAGGCCCAGGCGCCCAGCUUGAAGCCAUCGGCUCUGCCAACCUUUGUGACCAAGCCAGCGGUGGCCAGGAAUGACCAACGAUCACCAACCCAGCCGAUCACCAAGGCUCCGGCCGAUCCUUUUGCCGACAUCGCCAAUCUGGCUUCCGGUCUUAACAUCAACUUUAACCGGAGCACACUGAGUGGCAAGUCCCCCGUUGGCAGUAGUCCCCAGCCGACGCAGUACUCCAGUCCCACCCACAGGCCAUCACCAUCCUCGCAGCCUCAGGCGAGUUUUAUACCGCCGCAGCCGCAGCCAAUGACAACCUCUGCCAGGGCAGCUCCGCAGCCUCAGUCGACUCCGGCUCAAUCGCGACCUGACUACAGUCGAGCCCACUUCGAUGCGCCGAAGGCAGCACAGCAAGCUGGCGCUGGUGGCGGCACCAAGGGAUCCGAUAUAUUCGCGGACAUUCUGGGCCAGCAGGGUUACUCCUUUGGCAGCAAAAUGAAUCAGGGACCGCGGUCCAUCAAUGAAAUGCGCAAGGAGGAUUUGGUCAAGGACAUGGACCCCAAGAAAGUGCGCAUUAUGGAAUGGACCGACGGCAAGAAGAACAACAUCCGUGCGCUGCUCUGCUCCAUGCACACGGUGUUGUGGGACAAUGCCAAGUGGCAGCGUUGCGAGAUGUCCACCAUGGUGACUCCGGUUGAGGUGAAGAAGGCGUACCGGCGUGCCUGCCUAGCCGUGCAUCCUGACAAGCAUAAUGGAACCGAGAACGAGGAGAUUGCCAAGCUCAUUUUUAUGGAACUGAACAAUGCAUGGACAGAUUUCGAAAACGAUGCCACGCAGCAAAAUAUGUUCAAUGCGUAAAACGCGUCCUAUAGCUAUUAUGUCCCAUAUGUUUAUCGCAAUUAGUUGUAAUUAUCGUACUCUUAGCGGAAUCUAGUGUAAAUUCGUGUAAAAGUCUAAGCUUUAAUGUGUAAAGUGAAAGAGUUGGCCAAUGCCAUCAGCCCUUUGAAAUUCGGAACACACACCCGUGGACAUUUUACUUAAUUUCGUAUAACAAGAAAGCCAUUCCAACACUCCUAUUGCAUCCCAAAGCAGUCCGCCCGGAACACGAAAAAGUGUUUGAAGGUAUCUGCCAAUCAUCCACUAAAAUGAAGCGGAGAUUGCGAUUGCACGCCUUAUCCAUCCAUCAUCCACCACAUGAAUCAAAGUUUCGUAUAUGAAAUACUAUACUAUACUAUAUACUAUAGCUGCAAUUAGAUUAAUUACGACAUGUCCUUGACCCGUUUGUUUAUAGCCAAUAUGUGAUUAAACUAUAAUUGAUUGAACUUCAUAGUUUAUGUACAUAACUGUUCCGAGAGUAUAAAGUAUAAAAGCGAGUAGGACAAAGUUAGUUUUACCUUCUAGCAGCCCUAGUGUACAUAACAGAGUAUAUUGGAGGUUAUAUUUAAACGCAAAAUUCCGGUUCAGCAUUUAACGUUUGUCGCUAUAAAAAAAAAAAUAAUAAAUUCUCUAUAUACGUUUCCUUGUGAAAUGCCACUGUUAAA